This is a messenger RNA of Camellia sinensis, 2678 nucleotides long. NCBI's taxonomy places the organism in Eukaryota, Viridiplantae, Streptophyta, Magnoliopsida, Ericales, Theaceae. The record is from RefSeq and is a predicted model, not a curated record.
ACACCAUAACCAAAACUCAAUCGAUUUCAGAUGGGCAGACCAUAGUUUCAUCUGGUGGAAACUUCGAAUUGGGAUUUUUCAGCCCUGGAAAAUCCAAGAAUCGGUAUGUGGCGAUAUGGUACAAGAAAAUAUCAAUCAUGACACCAAUAUGGGUUGCCAACAGAGAAAUCCCACUCACCGACACAUCAGGCGUGUUAAAAGUCGUUAAUCCUGGAAUUCUCACACUUGUCAAUGGCACCGGUGAAGUUAUAUGGUCUUCCAAUACUUCAAGUUCGGCGCACGAUCCAAUUGCGCAGCUUUUGGAAUCGGGUAAUCUUGUGGUGAGAAAUUCUAAUGAUGGUAAUCCUGAGAAAUUCCUUUGGCAAAGUUUUGACUAUCCUGCAGACACGUUCUUGCCAGGCAUGAAGCUUGGAAAGAAUUUUUUAACUGGCCACGAUCGCUACUUCACAUCAUGGAAGAGCAAUGAUGAUCCGGCUACAGGGGUUUACACGUUCCGGUUUGAUAUUCGCGGAUACCCACAAAUGAUUAUGAUGGAUGGUUCUUCAGAGAACUACCGGUCUGGACCCUGGAACGGCCUUGGUUUUAGUGGGAUAACAUACUUGAAGCCGAACACGAUUUUCAAGUAUGAUUACAAUUUUAGUAAGGAGGAAGUGUAUUACACUUACGAGCUCAUCGACAAAUCAGUUAUUUCAAGAAUCGUGUUGAAUCAGAGUGGCCAUAUGGAGCGGUGGACAUGGUUGGAUAGAACACAGGAUUGGAAGCUUUACACGAGUGUACCAACUGAUAACUGCGAUACUUAUGCAUCGUGCGGUGCUUAUGGCAGCUGCAACAUUGGUAAUAACCCCGUGUGUGGGUGUUUGAAUAAAUUUAUGCCGAGGGACCCAAAGAAUUGGGAGAGGGGAGACUGGUCAAAUGGGUGCGUUCGGAGAAUUUCCUUGGAUUGUCAAAAUGGAGAUGGGUUCAUCAAGUAUUCGGGGGUUAAAUUGCCAGACACGAGGUUUUCAUGGUUUGACAUAAGCAUGACCCUGGAGGCAUGCGGGCAAAGGUGCUUGGGAAAUUGUUCUUGUAUGGCUUAUGCAACUUUGGACAUACGUGGAGGAGGAAGCGGUUGCUUGCUAUGGUUUAAUGAAUUGAUCGAUAUCAGAGAUUACAGGGAAGGCGGCGGCCAAGACGUCUAUGUGAGGAUGGCAUCAUCAGAAUCAGUUGGCUCCAAUGGGAAGAGAAGAGAUAGAAUCAUAGUGGGCUUGACAUUAACAAUUGGAAUGCUGCUGAUAUGCCUGAGCCUGGCAUUGUAUGUUUGGAGAAAGAAGCACAGGCAGCGCAAGAGAAAAGGAGUAGUGAGACAGAGAUCUAACAUUGACAGCAAUGAAAGCCAGAAAGAAGAUUUGCAGUUACCAUUGUUUGACUUAGGUGCAAUUGUAAAUGCAACUGAUAAUUUUUCAGAGAAUAAUAAGCUUGGAGAGGGUGGAUUUGGCUCUGUUUACAAGGGUUUGCUUGAAGGGGGACAAGAAAUAGCUGUGAAGAGGCUUUCAAGGAAUUCUAGACAAGGACUAGAUGAGUUCAAGAAUGAAGUUAUAUGUAUCGCUAAGCUUCAACAUCGGAAUCUUGUGAAGCUUCUGGGAUGCUGCAUUCAAGGAGAUGAGACAAUGCUAAUCUAUGAGUACCUGCCUAACAAAAGCUUGGACAUCUUUAUUUUUGAUCGAACCCGUGCCACAUUACUGGAUUGGACUAAGCGCUUCAACAUCAUCAAUGGCAUUUCUCGGGGGCUUCUUUAUCUUCAUCAAGAUUCCAGACUAAGAAUAAUCCAUAGAGAUCUCAAAGCUAGCAAUGUUCUGCUAGAUGUUGACAUGAACCCAAAGAUAUCGGACUUUGGUAUGGCUAGAAGUUUUGGAGGAAAUGAGACAGAAGCGAAUACAAACAAAGUAGUUGGAACAUAUGGCUAUAUGUCUCCAGAGUACGCAGUGGAUGGAAUUUUCUCAGUAAAAUCAGAUGUAUUUAGUUUUGGCGUUUUGAUGCUAGAGAUUGUUAGCGGGAAGAGAAAUAGAGGUUUCAUUCAUUCAGACCACCGUCUCAAUCUUGUUGGGCAUGCAUGGAGACUCUACAAAGAAGGAAAGUCACUAGAAUUGAUGGAUGGAUCUUUAAGGAACUCAUGUUAUGUAUCUGAAAUGUUGAGAUCGAUCCACGUGGCACUGUUAUGUGUGCAACAGUGUCCAGAAGAUAGGCCAAGUAUGUCAAGUGUGGUUCUGAUGUUGGGCGGUGAGGGUGCAUUGCCUAAGCCAAAACAACCUGGUUUUUUCACUGAAAGGAAUCCACUUGAAGCUGAUUCUUCUUCAAGCAGAGAUGCACCAAGUUUAGCUUCAGGCAAUGAAAUCACCAUUACGGUCUUACAACCUCGAUAGGGAAUGAAAAAGGCUUACAACAUAGAAACCGUUCAUAUAAUCAGACAAACAUGCCUAAGAUUUUAAAUUAAACAAUAGCCAUUCAUAGUUAUAUUGUACAAAUAGUGGUUCAUGGCUAUAUGGAUGGUGGUUACUUAAAGUAGUUUUUUCUUACAUUUUUUUUCUUUAAAUUAUGAAUAGUCAUUUAUGGCAAUAUUGUAAGGUAUCACCAACAAAUCAAAGAAUUGAUUUCUAUCAUUUCUUUUAUUUUACAUUUUUUCUAUAAAUAAUCAUUCAAGA